AUGAGUCCUUUCGAAUUGUUGCAGGAUAUUGCAAAUUUAGUGCGAAUUGACUUAAGUGAAUGCAAGCACUUGGAGAAUCUCCCAGAUUUGUCUAAGGCGUCAAGACUUAAAUGGGUGAAUCUCUCCGGCUGUGAAAGUUUGCGUGAUAUUCAUCCAUCUGUUUUCUCUUUUGACACGCUUGAAACUUUGAUACUGGAUGGCUGCAAAAGGCUCAAGAGUCUUAAAAGUGAGCAACAUUUAACGUCUCUGGAAAAGAUCAGUGUGAAUGGCUGCACUAGUCUCAGUGAAUUCUCAGUGUCAUCGGAUUCAAUCACAAGCUUGGAUUUAAGCAGCACAGGAAUCAAAAUGUUGGACUCUUCUGCAUUUGGGCGUCUUAGAAAUCUCCGGUCACUCAAUGUACAUGAUUUGAGAUGUGCUCCUGUUGAUUUAUUUUUCCUAAAAGAUCUUGCGGAGCUUAGGAUUUGUAAUUGUAGACUAGCAAUUAGCAAACGUACUCUGCAUGCAUUAUUUGGUCGUUCAAAAUCUCUACAACUGCUACACUUGAAGGAUUGUUGUAACUUGUGUGAGCUCCCUGACAACAUCAGCGGCUUAUAUAAAUUAUAUGAGCUAAAACUAGAUGGUAGCAGUGUGAAGACAUUACCAGCUAGCACCAAGCAUCAACGACAUCUGAAAACUUUGUCCUUAGAGAAUUGUAGGAAGCUUAGGAGUCUAACUGAGCUUCCACCAUUUGUCACAGAGUUGAAUGCCAUGAACUGCAGGUCAUUGAGGACAGUAUCCACUAUAACAACUUGUGCAAUGAUCAUGGCUAAGAGAAAAUUCAUUUCAUUCAAGAAUUGUGUUGCAUUGGAUGAACCUUCACUCCACUGCAUUAUGGAGGGGGCCCAGUUAGCAACCAAGGGUACGGCGAGUGAGAAUAUGUCUGUAAAAGGAGUUGAAGACAACACCGAAAUUAAUUGCAACUUUGUGAAGGUUUGUUUCCCAGGAAGCAGAGUCCCGGGGCAGUUCAAAUAUCGAACAACGGAUUCCUCAAUCACUAUUGAUCUUCUUUCUUCCCAAUCUGACUUGGUGGGAUUAUCUUUGUGUGUGGUUCUUUCACACUCCCGAGUAAUGAAGAACCUUGGUGCUAAAAUAUGGUGUCUGUGCUACUUGGCAAAUGGUACGAUGUUGGGACCUGCAACCACAUGGUACGAUGAAGCUGUCACUGAGUUGAAUUCUGAUCAUGUUUUUAUAUGGUACGACCCAAGCCACUUUGACAGCUUCCUCAAAAUUUGUGACCAUCGCUACCCGAGAGUGUGGGGUCUGCCUAAUAUUUGA
Messenger RNA from Cajanus cajan (pigeon pea), 1314 nucleotides. The record is from RefSeq and is a predicted model, not a curated record. NCBI's taxonomy places the organism in Eukaryota, Viridiplantae, Streptophyta, Magnoliopsida, Fabales, Fabaceae.